Molecule: messenger RNA, 393 nt
Organism: Lodderomyces oxycetoniae
Lineage: Eukaryota; Fungi; Ascomycota; Pichiomycetes; Serinales; Debaryomycetaceae
Exons: 1
Coding region: 1-393 (130 amino acids)
Source: RefSeq, a predicted model, not a curated record
AUGAUAAGGUAUUGGAUAUCAAGCAAUAACCAUGAAAAGGCUUUAUCUCAAUUGCUCUCCACUAUUUCUUCACAGAAGGUGACGUAUAUAAAUACUACGACACCCGAACUUCUUUUAAACAUUGCUGAUCCAACAUUGUAUGAUUCAAUCAAUUAUGAACAUGUAAUUGACUUGCAAGCGCUCUUACAAGUACAGUUGAGUUCAGUAGUUGUUAUUGAAAACUUAUCAAGCUUAUACCAAGGUCAAAUCGUUAACAACGAUAAAGUGAGUUUUUUCAUUAGUGAAAUCUUGCAAAAAAUUGAAAAUGAUGAAAAAGUAGAUGAGUUUUAUUUAAUUGAUGUACGCAGGAGCAGGUUUAUCGAGGUGAUGUGUGAUGAAGUUUGUGUGUUUUAA